Messenger RNA from Gadus morhua (Atlantic cod), 2545 nucleotides. It is a transcript of the gene otos2, whose product is annotated as otospiralin 2. Lineage: Eukaryota; Metazoa; Chordata; Actinopteri; Gadiformes; Gadidae. The transcript has 4 exons. Gene Ontology annotation, biological process: sensory perception of sound. Bases 115 to 402 code for a protein of 95 amino acids. The record is from RefSeq and is a predicted model, not a curated record.
GAUGCGUAGGACCCUUUAUUCCAACACAGUAAGACCCUCACACACAGAUACACAGCACCGCCAACCCUCUCUCCAGAUCUCAACGUCUCGGGAUCAUCACUUCAGUUAGGAGCCAUGACCCUACAGAGACCUACCCUUCUGCUGCUGGCUGGCCUGCUGGUCCCUCUGAUCCUGGCAGCCCCCACAGGUACAAAGAAGGUCGGAGCUGAGGACGACAUGGGUGUGAGAGUCAAGCGCAACCUUCCCAACUGGGGGAUGAGCGCAUCCGACUUCUUCGGCUGGGUGGAGGAGCUCCGGAGAACCGGCGGCUACGAGAGGAUGGACGAGCUGGCCAAGACGUUCUGGGCUCACUUCCCGUCCGCCAACGGCCUCGGCUACGGAGCCCAUGAGCAAGACGAGUAGAAUAGGAGAGAGAAAGAGAGAGGGAGAGGGAUUCUUGGCUCUCAGGUUGUUGAAAAUACACUGUCGUAAAUUUUGUGGAUUAACUUCCUUAGGGACCCCAUGUAGGCCUAUUUCAUAUUUUUUUAUUUUUUUUUUUCCCACCGUCUAUUUUGCAUUGCAUAUCAUUUCUAUUAUUAAACCUUGGAAAGCUCAAAUCUGAAUAGUUUUUGUUUAAACUGAACAGAAUUGUGUUUUUUUCUUACUGCAACAAAAACUCUGCUUUGUUAUUUCCAGCAAUGGGUGGUGGUUGAUUGGAAAACAGUUGGAUGGGGUUUAUUGAUUAUUCAGUUGUCUUCUACAUUUUGCAAAUGCUACAUGAGGUCUAUCGUAUCGUCGUAUUGUUGAUAGAAUCACCCAUUGUGGUGUUUGUCUCUAGACUAUUAUCUUGUCAAGCUGUGUCCUGACUGGCAACCCAGUAACAUGGACAAAUAAAUAAACAAUGGCACCACAGGUGGGAUGUAAAAAAAAACAUUGCGACAAACAAGCAUGAAUCAAUCACUAAGCAUUCUUACAUCACACAAUCACAUUUACCUUUCUCACCAUUCCUUCUACUUUGAAGGAUAAAAGUGCUUCUGCUUUAUAACGAUUCCAUAUCAAAACCCCUGAACAGGAUUUAACAGACUAUGUGUGCUCAAGGAGCCCCAUCCAGCUACAGUUUCCCUCCUCUGGAAGGUUGGAGGACAGCUAUGACCCCCUGCUGUAUCUUGGAAAAUGGCAAGAUUUUGAGCGUUGAGUCCCCUAUCAGAGGCAGAGCUGAUAGCAACUCUACCCAUACCUAGGAAGACUUUGAAGAAAGGUUUCUCUCUGUGAGUGACGACGCAUGUACAAGAAGAGGGUAAGAGUACCCGGGACUUGGCCUUCAUGUAAUAUACAUAGUGCCGGCAAUUGGAACCUACCAUGCCAGAGGAGACGGUCCUAAAACUCAUCCUCAAAAAUAGCUUAUCUUAGCUUAUCCAGACUGUGGAUUUGCUGGCACGGUUGGGACAGCAGCUAGCAAAGGAUAGACAAAAUUAAUUAUUUCGUUUUUAGUAUGAUCAACGGAAAAGCCGAACAAACAAGGGGCUCCAUGAAAACCCCCCAUCUUAUCCCCCUUGGCCAAACCCUUGGACCAACUAUACACAGGUUUAUUAUUGGAGGUGUAAGGGUAGUCAUGCUUGAGCUACUGGUGUGACAGUAGCUGAAAGUAGAGGGGGUAGACUGGUUACCGGAAGGUUGCAAGUUCGAUUCCCGGCUCCUCCUAGCGAGUGUCGAGGUGUCCCUGAACAAGACACCUCACCCUGACUGCUCCCGACGAGCUGGCUGUCGCCCUGCGUGGUUUUCUCUGCCGUUAGUGUGUGAAUGAGCGAACUACAAUCCGCUUUAGCCCAUUAAUGAUCUCUGUACUUAUGUUUCCUUGGUCUAACCAAUCAAAGGUAUCUUUGUCAUACUCAGCAUGGUCACAUUUUAUGUUGUAGGAAACGGUGGAGAUAAUGCUUCCUCCAACACUUUCAGGUAUGAUGUUGAAGUCACCAGUGCCUACACUGUCUGAGGAAGCUUUCCUCUUUUAACAUAGACAAGACCAUGAUGUCUUUGUUUUAUUGUGCUUUUAUUGAGUCAAUUUUAACAUUUUCCUUAGGAUCAUGGUUUGGAAACAUAUCUUUAAAAAAUAAGAAUUCCCUCAACAAGACUGUAAAAUGGUCCGUUAAGUUGAUUGGUGAGCCACAGCCGAACAUGGAUGCCCAGUUACAGAGGUUAUCGAAAUCCGUUCAAAAUGAUAGCACCCACCCUUUAAACAGUGCAUUUCAGCUGCUUCCCUCCAGACAGAGGCUCAAAGUUCCCAAAAGCAGAACAAACCGCUACAGGAACAGUUUUGUUCCUGCAGCCAUUAUCUUUACGAAUAAAUUGUUGCAGCGCCACUAGUGGUGCAUAACUUUGUUGCCCUUUCUGAUGUACUGAGCACCUCUGUGAUUUUUGUCUGCGUGUCUCUCUUGUCUUCUGUAUUUUUGUUGUGUCCUUUUUUUUAUUUUUUUUUUAUACUGUGUAUGCUAAGUGUGUGAACGCCCUUUUCUUGCCCUGCAAACCAAAUUUACCCACGGGUAUGAAUAAAGCAACCUUGAACCUUGAA